Molecule: messenger RNA, 4136 nt
Organism: Python bivittatus (Burmese python)
Lineage: Eukaryota; Metazoa; Chordata; Lepidosauria; Squamata; Pythonidae
Gene: RPS6KL1
Product: ribosomal protein S6 kinase like 1
Biological process (GO): protein phosphorylation
Molecular function (GO): protein kinase activity; ATP binding
Source: RefSeq, a predicted model, not a curated record
GCUAAUAUAAGGCCGCGUGACUCCUAAGCUUAGGGUCGUGAUUCCUAGGUCCGUUGCUUCUGCAGCGCCAGCAAUGGAUGCCACCUCCUGGCGGCGCCUUACUUAAGCCACUGAGAUGCCUGCAACGGACCAAGCCAGAAGGAGCCUCUCCAUCAGAGCAUCUGUGCCUGCACUGCGGAAACCGAGGUCUUGGGCACCUCCAUCUUGCGUGGGCCGUCCAGUGCGAAAAGCAACCUGCUUUUUCCAUAGAGACAGGUCGCAAGCCGUUAGCAGCUGCCGUUUCGCGUCCGCCUGACCCGGGACCUGGAUGGUAACAAUCUCUUGAGAAUGGCAACUUCUUAAGCCGAGUGUCUUUAGGACACUUUUUUGGAAAUGGAUUCAGAGUCCUGCACCCGAGCUUUUUCUCAGGCCCGGGUAUAUCUUGAACAAAUUAGAAGCCGGGUUGCACCAGGGAGUAUUGACGUACAUGGUCCUGGGAAACGCGACUACCUGGUGGAUGCAGCUAAACAGAUCCGCCUGGCUCUAGAACGGGAUGUAAGUGAAGACUAUGAAGAAGCAUUCAACCACUACAAGAAUGGUGUGGAUGUGCUACUCAGUGGGGUGCAAGUGGAUCCUAACAAAGAGCGCCGUGAGGCCGUGAAGCGGAAGAUCACCCAAUAUUUAAAACGGGCAGAGGAGAUCUUCAACUGCCACCUACAACGGAAUCUGGGGAAUGGCAAUUCCAUUGAAACGGGUUACAGCAGUCUUCGCUUUCGUCCUAUAAGGACACUCAGCACACCAGUGGAGAACCUUAAGCACUGUAAAGUAGUGGGAAUAAUUGAUAAGGUGCAAAUAGUUCAGGAUCCAGCUACUGGGGACACCUUUAUAUUGAAGAGCAUCCCCAAAUCCCAUGUGGAGACCCGGGAAAGACAGACCAUCAUCCCACAUGGAAUCCCCUUCAUGACAGAAUUAUUGUGCUAUUCUGUAAGUAAGGACUCCAUCUUCCUCCAUUUGGAACAUGUGAAAGGAGGAAACCUCUGGUUAUAUCUUAAUUCACAACAUGGUUCUGCCUCUGUCCGCUCUCCCUUGUUGAGUCCAAAGCUCACAUUGGAUUUUGGGUAUACCAAGGAGGAGGAGCACAUAGGAAAGCUUCAAGAAACUGGUUCUGAGUCUCAGCACAGCUGCAAUAUCUAUCCUGAAAACAAUAAUGACCCAAUUCCUAUAUUUGUAAAUCAUCCCCUAUUGAAAAAAAUGGACUAUUUGUUGUCUACGAAGCAGUCAUCCAACCACCUUUCUGCUAGAACCUUGAGUGACCACAGGUGGUAUAAUGAAAAGGCAGGUGGACCAUGGAAGAAGAAUCUAAGCACAACACACCCCUUUCCUGGUGCUACAGAAUCUACAUUCAAAACAGUACCUCAGGAACAUAACUCAGUCAGCCAGAGACUGACUUUCAGGUCCUGUGAUUCACUUAUGACAAUUGAUGGCAGCAGAAGUAUAUCUGAGAAAGAGGCUCCUCAGCCAGAAUCAAAACCACAAACAGGUGAAAGACUUAGACAUUCUGCCUUGGAAGCAACAAGAGGAUACAACAAAUCAAAGACAGAAACUCCAUGGCAAAAACAAUUGUAUCCUGGAACUCUUGAGGAGGACCAUGGGGAGAAGAUAGAAAUGAGAGAAGAAGAGACUUUUGUGCAGAGAGCACUGAUUCUUGAUCACAAACAUCUCAAAACCCAAUCAAGAGUAGGGUGGCAUGGAUCUUCAGUGGAACCAGUUGUCCAAAGCCAUAGCCCUGUCAUUUGGAGCAUAAAUGAGGAGCAGGUCCAAGUUUGGGCAGCAGAAUUGAUUUUGGCUCUGGAAGGUCUCCACCAACAGGGAAUCCUGUGCCAGGAUCUCAACCCACGAAAUCUGCUAUUAGAUGACACUGGUCACCUCCGUCUCACUUACUUUGGCCAGUGGAGUGAGGUUGAGCCGCAGUGUAGCAGCCAAGCAGUAGACGAUUUGUAUUGUGCUCCAGAGGUGGGUGGAAUUUCUGAACUGACAGAAGCCUGUGAUUGGUGGAGUUUUGGUGCGCUGCUUUAUGAGUUAUUGAAUGGAGUGUCUUUAUCGCAGAAUCACCCCUCAGGGAUUCAUCCACACACCCAGAUCCAUCUUCCAGAAAAGCUCAGCCAGUCUGCUUCAUCACUGCUGUCAGAGCUGCUGCAGUACGAUCCUAAGCAACGUUUGGGCUCUGGUGAAAAUGGUGCAAGCAAGAUUAAGUCACACAUUUUUUUCAGUUCGAUCCAAUGGAAUAAGAUGGUUGCAAACUAAGUUCUAAAUGCAAGGGAUAGUGGUAGGAUUAUGCUUGGUAGAAAACCAAAUUGAGUCUGUUGAAUUGUGCUCCAGACAGAUGAUCCACAUCCUUUCAAAAGCACUUGUUCCUGUAUGAUACACUGAGCCUUAUGAAUCGGAGACAUUGGCACUGCCAUUGCUUGGGGAAGAAUCCACAGAACUGGGCUGGGACCUGUGUGCUUAGACUUCUGCUCCUAUUCUGCUUCCUAACCCUGUGCCAGUAGCAGCUUCACAAAAAUCCUAGCCAUCUCAAGAUUCCUGUAAGGCAGUGAUGACAACUGUGGAGCCCUAAAGAUGUCCAAUGGUAACACAAUAGUUGAAGUCAAACACCCUGCCAUUGCUGCAAACUCUGGCACUUAAAGACCAAAUAUGGUGUGUCCUUACAACAGUAUAAGUAGGGCCUCAUUUUCUUAUCCUACUUGAUUUUCCCCCAAAAAAUAUGACCAGAAGGAGAUAGCUUUACAUUGUAUUUGUUCCUGUAUCUUAUGUUUAGGUCAGCUUUCCAGUUGGUUCUUUAAUCUUUCCUUUGUACGCAUUUGCCCUAUAAAAUCCUCACAUUUGUCACCCCAUUGUUUUUUAUUUGAAGCACAUUACAACUUUUGCAGGUUGGUGGUGCAGUUCUAUGAAUGUACCACUAGAGGGACAUUUUCAGUGACCUUUAUGUACUACAGCUUGCAUGUCCUCUUCAGAAAAUGACUUCUUUGUAGAACUGUGACUUUUUACCUAGCAAGGAAGUGAGCAGAAGACCACUCUUUGGACUCCUUUCUGUGGAUCGUCCAUUGUCUUGUCUCUAAUUAUUGUAACAUCAAUAAAACAACUGGAGCACAAGGACUUUUGUGAAUCUCUAGAAAUGUUGCCACCUGCCUCAAAUAAGGUUUUCAAAAGGCCUAGAUUGGACAGUACCAGAAGAGCCACACUAAUGCUACAGGUCUAGCAGUGCUACUAGAAAUGGCACAUGUAUUGAGGUGGUCAUGCUGUCUGGGCCCCAGUUGCAGAGCGUACAUGGAUGCUGGAUGGACAAAGCUGUGCAACAAUACCUUAUUUGAGGCAAAGGAAGAAAACUUCUGCCCUCAAACAGAAAAUGGAAGCAAGUUCUGGUUAAGGUUGGAAAUGUUUUUUUGUCAUAUGAUUCACUUAACACUGACUCUCUGACAUCCUAAAUAGUGCAUAGAGUGUGUGGCACAAUCUUUUUCCAAUCAUGUUUUUCUUCACAUAUAAACAGCUCUUUAAUAUGAGUCUGUAAAUAACAUUAAGCCUAAUGGUGAUUUGUUGGACUAAUCACUGAGGGCUAACACACAUAAAUAAAUUGAACACAUUACAGCUUGUUAAUGUUAAACAGAAUAUACUAAUCAGGCCAUAUUUAAAUCCCAUGGAGAAAAGCCAAGUCUGGUCUCAACCCACUGAGCCAACACUGAACUAUAUUCAGCCUGAGAUUUACUUUUACUAAAUCUCAGCAGCUGAAGAUUCUCAUUUAAUUAGUUCGUCUGAUUAGAUUUUUAGAGUGAGCACAGCAACAGUUCUCAACAGCUGCCUGUAGAACAUUUCAUUUUCCUUCUGUGAAAGGCUGCAAAACCUUUCUAAUCAUCCCAGAGAUAAUCAGCAACAACACUCAUGCAUAAUUUCCUUGUUUUAUUUUGUUUUAAAAUCUGUUGUUAAAUAUUUUAAUUACAAGUUCUGUGCAGUGGACAAGAGUAAUAAACCCUGCAGGCACUAGCAACCCUCUUACUCAACAAUACAUGUGCACACUAUUGUACUAAGGAUAUGUCCCCAUGAACCAGCAGUCUUAUGUCAGGAUAUAUGCCAGAGACACUGUAGUCCCAACUCACAAUACC